UAUAGAAAUACAAAAUGGCUUUCAUGGCUAGUGUUACAUUUUUUGCACUGACCCAUUACGUAAUACUACUGUAGUAAUAGUGUAAGAUUAAAUCUUUCAAUAAAUCGAGUUUUUCUUAUUGGCUUUCCCUUAGAGCUAAAUUCAAUUUACCAUUUAAAAUUCUCUCAUUCUGAAAAGUAAAUAUUUUUUUAAAUAUUCCUUCAUACUUAUAAUUUCUAGCCCUGUGACAGAAUCGAAGAAGCUCUUGAUUUGUCUUGAAUUUUUUUUGUUUCUUAAAGGGGUUGUGUUUUAUACUACCUUUUUAAUAAACAAACUUAUAAACAAGCUAGUCUUUGCUUCUCUGAUCAGUGUUUGAAAGAACGUAUUUAGGCUAAUUCCGCGUUUGAUUUGUUUUGUAAUGUUUUUUGUUCAGACCGCAUGAAUGAAUAUUUAUAAAUUGUGGUUGAACAGUAAUUUUAAUGCAUGUGUACAUAUACACUGAUAUUUUAGAGCCAGACUUUGUAUCUCUGGUAAGGUUACUUUACAAUCUAUACAUUCUAUUUUUUCUCUUGUGCUAUAAAAGUUUCUGAAAAUGGAUAGGCAGACUAAAACCAAACUGAAUUCCACCCAGAAUUGCAGCUUCUGCUGGGUAACUCGCAUCAAGAUGACAGGGUAGAAAGUGUUUAGGACAGAGAAAGUUAAGUUAAGCAAGCAACCUAACUCUUGUAUUCUGUUGAGCAGAUGCUUUUUGUUGUACCCACAUACAUGGCUGUAGCUAUCACUUCAGUGGGACCAGAAAGCAGAGGGAUGGAUGUAAGGUGGGGAAGGAGAAAGGGAAAAUGGAAAAUAAGGCAUCUGGGGGUGGCAUCUAAGCAACCUUUCCUCUUCAGUGUUGAAUACAAUCUAUAUAAGUGACUUCAGGUAUGUCUGACCUUUUGUAGGAAGGUAACAUUUUUGACCCUGGUCACGUACCCAGUGGUUCUUUGCCACAUUUUUUUUUUUACUAGGAACUGUUCUUCAAUGUAGAUAUUGUCUCCUUGAUUGUGUACACAUUGUCAACAAAAUCCUAUUUUUAAAAGCCUAUUUUCCUCAUUCCUGAAACCACCUAACCUGGUUGACUUGUUGGAGUGCAUUUCAUGCAUUCUUAGUACCAAGCUGAAGGAAACGCCUAGUUCAGUCACAGCUAGAGGGGUAGAAAGCAGCUAGGGAGGUCAUGCACACUCCCUGCAUUCUCCUGCAAAGCGCGCACGUCCAUGCUGGGAAAGGAUCACAGACGCCACUGCAUACCACAGCAUGACUGUUCAGAGUGUGGAUAGUCUCCCAGUGCGGCUCAAUUGAAGGCAGUAAAAUAAGGCAGUUCUGGAUCUCUGGGCAGCAGGGAACAGAGGACAAAGUUGCUCCAUGAGACACUGUCUGAGAACUAGCGCAGAGCCUUGUCAUCUGCAGCAACUCUGACCAUUUGGAUUCCCAGGGACUUGCUAGCUACACACCUUGGCUCUCAAAGAGCAAUUGAACUUUAUACAACCAGAAGGCACUGCUAGUUACUGAAGAUGGAAGCAGAAAGGAAAAACUCUCCAACACUGAGUAAAAGCAAACAGCCUGUGAAAACAGAAUGGGGGUCUCAGAGUGUUGUAUUUACUUACUUUCAAGGGGACCUUAACAGUGUGAUAGAUGAACACUUUUCUAGAGCGUUAAGCAAUGCCAAGAACCCACAAGAUCUGAGCACAAAGCAUAAGAGUGAGGAUGUUACCCUGAAGAAUGAUAGCCACAUGUCUCCCCAUCAGUGGAAUUUCUCUUCUCAUUGGACCAAGUCAUAUCAAUCAUCUCCUGCUACAAACACAUCAAAUUCUGAUCUGAAUUUGUCGGCUGCUGCUACAGACCACCAUCAGGCAUCAGUUUUGCGGAAUCCUCCUAUUCAGCCUGCAGAUUUGUGGCACUUCCCUUCGAUAGCUAAUCCAAGUCUUACUGAUUCAGGAUAUCCUCGCUCCUUGCCUGACCCUCAGAUGGUGCAGGGACCAAUGUCUGAUGGGAAAUAUGGUUCGCUUCUUGAUUUUCUGCAACAGGAAAGGUGCCCAGCAUCUAGCCAGGAAUCUAUUAUGAAGCAAAGCUCUAGUUCAGCCUGUAUUACUGGAUCAGCUAGGUUACAAAAUAUGAGUCAAAGUUUAACUCCUGGGGGAGAAAGGAAAGGCAGCUCCUAUCAAAGCCCAGGAAACCCCAGCAUCACUCUUGCCAGUUCAGGUAUCCAGUCUCAGGAUAGAAGACGAGACUUAUACUUUUAGCCAAUGGACAUUUCUGCUUUAUUCCUAGAGAGUUCUUUCUGUGAACUUUUAUAAUUGUGAAUCAGGAGGAAAUAGACCACAGCCAUUCUGUGCUUUUUCCAUCAGCCAGUUGCAUGACUACACAUGCUAAUAUACUAUUUUGUAAAUGAGAGUGAUUUACUUCUAAGUAAAUAACUUCCAACCUGUGUGAUUCUACCAUAAUAGUUUGCCUUGUAUAAAUGAAAUACAUCUGACUAGAGAAGAGUUGCUCUUGGGCCCUCUAAAGACUCCUAGCACUUUAAAAUCCCCCUACAACCCUUUGUUUACCAUCCUUUGGAAAGAAUUACCGCCCAUUACCAUUAUAGAGGGAUGCAUUCAAUGCCACAAGCUUUCAUGUCCUCACACUUGCAAGUUCCCUGACUUGGCAGCUGGAUUUGAACUUGUUUAAAAUAACUCAAGUGAGUCUGUUUACAAGGGGACUGAAAAUGAGAAACAAGCCAACAUAGCUAAGUUCAUUUCUGCCCCCCCCCCCUCUUUAGAGAUUUGGAAACAUUAGGGAUCCAAUACUUGGAUUCAUACUUUCAAUUAAUCCAUUGGAGACUCAAGGCUAUACGGAGGCAAUGCAGGGUCAGUGGGCUAUGCAGGGUCACAUACCCCCCCGAAGAUUUACUGGUUAGUUUGUGCUGAGCAUGCUCAGUAACACUGCUGAAGCCAGCUGCCCUCACUGCCCCCCCCCCCCCCACAUCAGCAAGGAUGGGUCAUUUCUGAGGCUAUACUUGUCCCUUAGUGACCAAUUCCAUCCUUGGUAUAUCUAUGCAGCUCCUUUGGGCUUCAGUGAAGUAGCAUUAGUGGAUCUGGUAGGAAUUUUGGAUCUUUAUUGGGCAAGAUGAAAGUGUUCCACAGCGAUAGACGUUAGAGCUGGGGAUGGCCUAUUAAGUCAUUGGCCCAGUCUUCCUGUUGAUAGUGACUUGUAUCCUCCAGCGCUUUACGUAAUUUAAUUUUAAAGCAACUUAAAUAAUAUGACUUCUGAGUAAUUAUUGCUGGACAGGUUGCAGUACAUGGUAAUCCUCUGACCUUGGAGGGAUCUUCUUUUCACAAGCAUGUCCUAUUCAUGAAUUCUCCCUCCCUCCCCCCGCCCACUCCCCUGUGCUGCCUGCCCAGAAGACCUACUGCCUGUUGAUAUUACACACUCAUCUCUUAACUUUCACACUGAUCAUCUCUAGCAUACCUGUCUGCUGCGCUUACUGCAUGGAAAAAUCUCACUGGAACAGUGUUCAAGUUCACAUGUGUAACUACUGCAGUAUCUCAUGGCAGAAAUACUGUACAGGAGCUCUACCCUUCAUGGCAUUUGAAAGAAGCCAACUCACUAAUGUAGGACAACUGGUAGUGCUUUCUACUGGCCUCCGAAAGUAUUCAGGAAGUAAAGAUCCACAGUAUCUUUUAAUGUGUACAUUUUCCUAAUUAUAGUCAUGCCACUAAUUUCUCCCAUUCAUAAGGUAUCUUGAGCUGAAUAAGCUCAGAGGACAGAGGACUGAAAAUAUUCAAAAGUUAUGUGGACAAAAAUACGUGACCCAAUACACAGGGCCCCUCGCGCACUCCCCUUGGUGAGUAGUUCUUCUCAUCAGUAAUCCUCAUUUGCUUCAAUGGAACUCGUCAGCAACUACUCAAUAGCAGGAAUAGGGCAUUUCCCCCAUAUUUACUCUCUACCUUGAAAGAUAGCCCAUUUAAUGCACAGAGGGAUACUUCCUUUCAUGUGCCAUCUCUACAGAACCAAUAAGCAAAUUUUACACUUGAAAAUCUAGAGUUUGCAACUGAUAGGCCAGAUCCUCAGCUUGUAUAAAUAUGCCUAGCUCCAUUUACACUAGAUGACAAUCUGGGCCAUGGUCUUUAAGGCCUGGUCUACCCACAGUCAUACCUAUGGAACUAAGGGUUUUAUUAUAUAUUGAUUUAGUUAAGAGUGUAACACACAAAAAGUUGUUCAUCACUGUUUAAUCCUGGUUUAUAGCUGAUUAGCUUGCACUGGUAAGUUUGCACUGAGCCAAAGACCAGUGACUGGUUUUAAACUCAUAAGAAUUUAUACACAAAAGUUGCACCAGUUUGACUGAUUUGUUAUAUCAGUGCCACUGCUGUGCAAAGACAAAACACUGAAAACUAACAUUUCAUAUUUAGCCAGAACUGUUUUUCUUCUUCUGAUCCAGCAUUAGGUAUAGCUUUCCAAUAAGUUUCUUCUUUGAUAUUACUACUCUGGCCACUCCAGCUCACAUUGCAAUGAGUCUUUAUCAUAGCCUUAAAACAUAUGAAUGAAAUCUACUGACUUCCUGUCUAACACAGGCCAUAGAAUUCUAGCCAGUAAUUCCUGCAUCAAAGCUGAUAGCAACUCAGAUGAAGUUACAACUUUGAAAUUGCAAUAGUUAAAAUGAUUUUCCUUUAAAAAACUGAAGAUAUAAAGAUGAUAUUAUAAAACUGUGAAUGUCAAGAUUGAAAAUAAUUGUAAAACUAUAAAAGGUUGUUGUAUUGCCA
Malaclemys terrapin pileata is the source of this 4757-nucleotide messenger RNA. RefSeq names its product vestigial like family member 1 (gene VGLL1). Gene Ontology annotation, biological process: regulation of transcription by RNA polymerase II. The coding region runs from base 1530 to 2258 and encodes 242 amino acids. The transcript has 6 exons. The record is from RefSeq and is a predicted model, not a curated record. Gene Ontology annotation, cellular component: nucleus. Lineage: Eukaryota; Metazoa; Chordata; Testudines; Emydidae.